Messenger RNA from Opisthorchis viverrini, 444 nucleotides. RefSeq lists its product as hypothetical. The transcript is spliced from 3 exons. The record is from RefSeq and is a predicted model, not a curated record. Lineage: Eukaryota; Metazoa; Platyhelminthes; Trematoda; Opisthorchiida; Opisthorchiidae. Bases 1 to 444 code for a protein of 147 amino acids.
AUGUACGCAAUGCCAGAUCGAACUGCGGCCACUUUGAUGGAAAAAAUUCAGGCCUGCAUCACCUCCGGCUCAAUCGUCAUCUCCGAUAUAGGUGGAGGCGUAAUGCCGGACAGUGUCGGCAAGAAGUCAGUCUUCGAAGGGGAACUUGGCUGGAGCGGUCUAGGGACAGUAAUUCUAUUCAUUCAUUGCUGGUCCGAAAAUUUGGCAAAAAUCAAAUUCUGCUCAGAGGAAUUAUCUAUUAGCCACACGACCGCUGCUGACUGGAAGAAAUUUCUUCGCGAAGCUUGCGCCUGGCGGCUUUUGAAGACUCCAACAGCUAUCGGCGGCCCAGGUCUACACGUCGAGAUCGAUCGAACGCUGAUAUCUCGCCGUAAAACCACACAGGGCGCGUCCUUCCCAAGUAGUGGAUUUGUGGAGGGAUCUGCCGGGAAACCAAAGAGGUGA